Closterium sp. Naga37s-1 is the source of this 375-nucleotide messenger RNA. The record is from the annotation of a GenBank genome assembly. Lineage: Eukaryota; Viridiplantae; Streptophyta; Zygnematophyceae; Desmidiales; Closteriaceae.
AUGUAUGGUGAUACAAAUGGCCGCACUCUGCGCUGGGUAGAUUUCAUGGUGGUGGAGGGGUGCAUUUCCUCUGGCAAUCCUGCCCCCGUCAAGGACCCGAGCAUGGACGCCCCGGACGAUGCUGUGCUGCGCCUGGCCCGGCUGGCUCUCGGCUGCACUGUGCAGCGUACUGCAAACCGGCCCAGCAUGGCAGACAUCACCAACGAGCUACAAGGAAUCAGGGAUGAGGUGGUGGGGACGGAGGAACUGAGUGCAGCAGUUAAGGUGGAUGAGCAAGCUAAGGAGAUGCAAAGUGGGACGUCGUACCCCAAUAACUUGGCUGCAAUGUUGCAAGAUAUUAAGACCAUGGAUGAAGAGAUCAACAUUGAGCAAUGA